AUGAGCACCGAAGAGGAUCCCUCGCAGUCCGGCUACGAUGACAGCAUGGCAGGGCCGGGCGCCCCUACGCCUCUGAGUGCUCUUGAGGGUGUGAACGGUCUGACUGCACGCGACAUCAAGCUCGUUGUAGAUGGCGGCUACCACACGGUAGAGUCCGUGGCGUAUACACCCAAGCGUAUUCUCGAACAGAUCAAGGGAAUCUCGGAGCAAAAGGCGACGAAAAUCCUGGUCGAGGCGGGGAAGCUGGUUCCCAUGGGCUUUACCACCGCGACAGAAAUGCACCAGAGACGUAGCGAACUAAUCUCCAUUACUACCGGCUCAAAGCAGCUCGACACUCUCCUCGCUGGCGGUAUCGAGACUGGAUCAAUCACGGAGAUAUUUGGAGAGUUCAGGACCGGAAAGAGUCAAAUCUGUCAUACUCUUGCUGUGACAUGUCAACUCCCUUUCGACAUGAGUGGCGGAGAAGGCAAAUGUCUGUAUAUUGACACAGAAGGCACUUUUCGACCCGUUCGUUUACUGGCAGUGGCCAACCGCUACGGAUUGUCGGGCGAAGAAGUCUUGGACAACGUCGCGUACGCCCGCGCAUACAACUCAGACCAUCAGCUCCAACUUCUACAGCAGGCUGCGCAGAUGAUGACAGAAACCCGUUUCUCGCUUCUCAUCGUCGACUCGGCAACUUCUCUUUACAGAACGGAUUUCGCGGGUCGUGGAGAGCUUUCGGCACGCCAAGUCCAUCUUGCCAAGUUCAUGCGCACCCUGCAGCGCUUAGCCGACGAAUUUGGCAUCGCCGUCGUCAUCACAAACCAGGUCGUGGCGCAAGUUGAUGGUGGCCCCAGUGCGAUGUUCAACCCCGAUCCGAAGAAACCUAUUGGCGGUAACAUCAUCGCGCAUGCCAGCACUACACGUCUAAGCUUGAAGAAGGGUCGCGGUGAGACUAGGAUAUGCAAGAUCUAUGACAGCCCAUGUCUUCCCGAAAGUGAUGCCAUGUUCGCUAUCAACGAGGACGGUAUCGGCGAUCCCAGCCCGAAGGACCUGGAGAAGGAGUAG
Diplodia corticola is the source of this 1047-nucleotide messenger RNA. RefSeq names its product dna repair protein rad51. Bases 1 to 1047 code for a protein of 348 amino acids. NCBI's taxonomy places the organism in Eukaryota, Fungi, Ascomycota, Dothideomycetes, Botryosphaeriales, Botryosphaeriaceae. The record is from RefSeq and is a predicted model, not a curated record. Gene Ontology annotation, cellular component: condensed nuclear chromosome. Gene Ontology annotation, biological process: mitotic recombination-dependent replication fork processing; double-strand break repair via homologous recombination; DNA strand invasion. Gene Ontology annotation, molecular function: ATP-dependent DNA damage sensor activity; ATP binding; ATP hydrolysis activity. The transcript is spliced from 5 exons.